CUGCGCUGCCUCUCUCUCUCUCUCUCUCUCUCUCGCUCUCUCUACGCUUUUUGUUUUUGUCCCAAGCGAGUAGUGCGGCAUUCGGCGAAGGAGGUUUUCCUCUCUCUCUCUCUCUCUCUCUUCCUCUCCCUCUCUCUACCAGACCAGACCAGACGAGACCAUACCAGGGCACGAGCUGACCCACUUCAAUCCAUCAUGAUCAUCUACCGCCAUUAAUUUCCUUUCGGAUUGGAUUGGAUUAAAGUUUCAAGGCAAUCGCGUCGCGAGGUGUAUCGUUUUAGUGCUGCAGGUUAAUGAAAGCAGUCUCGACUCCAUCGUUCUUUCCUUCUUUCUUUCUUUCACCUUAGCGGCGAAGAUAAAGUUGGGUCGGGUUGGGUCGGGUCGUUUUCCGGAGAAGAAUAUGCUGCGAUUGUAAUCGAGAAAGUGAAGUUCUGUUGGGGUACUUUGAUUUAUCUUCUGUUCUGUUCUGUUCUGUUCUGGACUGGUGGCGUUUGGAGCUUUGGUAUUACCAUUGGAUUGGAUUAAUUUAAUUGAAUGAUCUUCUUCCCUCUGUCUGCUCCAGUUCAAUUCCGUUCAGCCAUGAUGUUCUAUUUCAGCAGUUGACUGUUGCCAUGGGAAAUCAAGUUGUAGAGCUACCAUCCAUUCUAAGCAUCAAGGUGCAUCGACGGAUGUGCUCGGAGCUGUUGAAAUUGGUGAGGAGUAUUUCAACAAUUUUCCCAGAGUUAGAAGAUGCCCGUCCUCGGUGCUCAUCUGGAAUAGGUGCGCUUUGCAUGUUAAACGAGACGACCCUUGAGGCCAAGACACUGCUUCAGCGCUGCUGUGACCACAGCGUUCUUUAUUUGUAUUUUCAGGCACUCACCGGCGAUGCUUUACUUUCAAGGUGUAGCAAGUAUCGGAACUUGUUCGACCAGAGUCUCAGCCAAAUUAAGACUAUGGUACCGGUAGUUCUUGUUGCCAAGAUUUCCGGAAUAAUCGCUGAUCUUAGAACUGCUGAGUUCCAUUUGGAUCCGGCUGAAGCAGAGGCCGGGAAAGUUCUGCAGGAAUUGCUUCGUAGAUCCAACUCUCCAAAUGGCUUCGACAAGGAUGCUGCAAUAGCUGCUAUUCGUAAUUGUUCUUCUCUUCUUGGUAUAGUCUCCCAGAAAGCUCUGCUGAUUGAGAAAAGAUCCAUCAAAAAGAUGAUCGACAGCUUUGGAGAAAGGGAAAGGGAAAGAGGCAAGAGGGUUAUUCUAAUAUUUUUCCUCGAUCUUCUGAAAAAAUACGGAAAGGGCAUGGUGUCGGCGGCAAAUGUCAAUGGUUCAUCAGAUCUUGAACAUCACUUGCCGGUUGCAAGCCCGUAUCGUCUGUCCAAGGAGGUCGAAUUUCGCAUAGACUGUAUGUCUGGUGAAGCUGAAAUUGGGAUGUUGAGUAGGCAUGUACCGCCUGAAGAAUUCCUAUGUUAUUUCUCUUCCAAGUUGAUGUUCGAUCCAGUUAUCAUUGCUUCAGGGGAAACCUAUGAAAGGAUGUGGAUCGAGAAGUGGUUCGAGGACGGCAAUGGUACUUGCCCAAAGACAAAGAAGAAGCUACCGAAUUUGUCCUUAACGUCGAAUACUGGCAUGAAACUCCUCAUCACAAAAUGGUGUUCUGAGCAUGGGAUUUCAGUUCUUGAUCCCAGGAAGACAUUGGUGAAUAACAUGUGGGAGACUUGUUCGAAUUCCAUCGCUAGCAUCACAAGCUCCUUGUAUAAUUUAAAUCUUCCCGUGGAUUACAGCAAUGUGUCGCUUGGAUCUUGUCCGGAAUCAGAUCUCUCCAACACUGAGAUGACAACCUUACAGGAAGAUGAUGAUAUGAAGCUUCUCUCUAAACUUAGCGAGUCUCCAUGGGAUUCUCGCUGCAAUACAGUCGAAGACAUUAAAAAGUUGUUGAAACAAGGAAACGGAAAUGGAAACGGAAACGGAUCUGCAUUCAACAUUCCACCCAAAAAGUUUGCUCACUCGCUCCUUAGAUUUUUGAGGGAUGCUUACAACCUUUGCGAUACAGCAGCCCAAAUUUCUGGAUGCGAGUUGCUGCUUGAAUUCUUGCAGAAUGACAGAGACGGCAUAUCAUACAUAAAGAAAGACGCAUACAAUCUGCUGGCAUUGUUUCUCGACACUGAUGAGCAUGAGCUUGUAAAGCAUGCUUUAUUGGCACUGAAGGUUUUGUCCUCCCACAGAAAAUGUGGUAAGAAUAUUGCAUCAUCCGGCGCACUUUCCGCUAUCCUGAACAUCCUCGACAGCAAGAUUCCUGGGCACCUGGAACUGGCCCUGCACGUAUUGAGCAAUUUGUCGUCAAACCUUGACAUCUCCUCCUCGAUUGUUUCUUCCGAUGUUGUAUCCAAACUUGUCCCGCUCUCGGAAGAGCAAGAGCUGGCGGGACACUGCAUGGCCGUUCUGAGAAAUGCGUGUGACAACGAAUCCGGCAGGCUGGCGAUCACGGAAACCCAAGGCUGCAUUGCUUCUAUUGUGAAAGUUCUGGAGAUGGACGACCACAAGACACAGGAGGAUGCUCUGUCCAUACUUCUUCCCCUGUGCUCGCAGCGCACCCAAUAUUGUCACUUGAUCAUGGACGAGGGCAUUUUCUCCAAUCUCCUAAGCGUAUCCGUCAACGGGAACAACGGAGCCAAGGCUGCAGCUUUGGAGCUGCUGCGGAUUCUGAGAGAUGUGAUCGAAGCUGUUGAGGCAAAUAAUGCAGAUCCGGACGCGAGCUGGUCCCACGAAAACAGCCCUUCGCCUCCGCCUGUGCCUUCGGCACCGAAAGCACAAGGGCUUUUGGGGAGAGUUUUUGGGAAGAAGAAGAAGAAAACGUGAACAAGGCAAGCGUUAGCCAUAGUAGCCAUUGUGAUUCCGAGUAAGUUUUAUGAGGUCGUUUGGUAAAAAUUAUUGUUGAUAUAUUGACGAAAAUGUGAAUAUUAGUAGUAGUAAGUAAGUUAAAUUAGUCGUACGUAUGUAUGUAUGUAUGGUAGCAGCACUCAACUUUCCAAAUAGAUAGAUAGAUGGAUAGAUAACAGAUAAUAGGUAUUUAGAAAAAUGUAAUGAUUUUGUAGAUUAGAACCUAAUCUGAUCCGUGUGUAUGGAAGGAAGUAUAUAUGUGCAUUAGUGUGAGCUGAGAUACGAUACGGGUGUAGUGUUUGACAGUUAAAUCUUAGUUUAUUUGAUUAAU
This is a messenger RNA of Andrographis paniculata, 3174 nucleotides long. RefSeq names its product U-box domain-containing protein 5-like. Lineage: Eukaryota; Viridiplantae; Streptophyta; Magnoliopsida; Lamiales; Acanthaceae. Gene Ontology annotation, molecular function: ubiquitin-protein transferase activity. The coding region runs from base 612 to 2822 and encodes 736 amino acids. Gene Ontology annotation, biological process: protein ubiquitination. The transcript has 6 exons. The record is from RefSeq and is a predicted model, not a curated record. Gene Ontology annotation, cellular component: nucleus; cytoplasm.